AAAUAAAAAAUAUCAGCAUCUUGGGUAACAAGGUCAUCAACAUUAGCUUCGUCAAAAAACGAAGAUUUCAAUUUUCUUGUAAUCUAGUUGUAGCCAAUAUGUGACCUCUAAUGGGUUUCGUGUUUUUGUUUAUUGGAAAAGUGGUUGGUGAAGUGGAGAACUUGGUUCAUUUCUAAUAAAUAACGUUUUCAUUGUUAGGAAGUUAUGAUAACGAUUUUUUCACAUAACAUUCAUUGAUAAAUCACAGAAUAUUUCAGAAAUGCCUCUGCCUACUUGAAUUCCACAUCAAAUUUUCAAGUCGACAUGUAGGCCAAAUGAAAAAUGUCUGACUCUUAUGUAGUGAACAAAGUGAUCCCAUCUGAAGGUAGCUGUUUCGGGAUUCCAAAGAACGAAAAUAAUUUUAAAGCAAAUGGUGACAUGUGUAACUUUCUACCGAAUAAUAAUGUUAAUGAAGACAUAGUGCCUUCAGAGCUUAUGUUUAAAGAUGAUAUAAAUACUGAGUGUAAUAUGCGUCAAAGUAUUGUGCAGGAGUGUGACAACAGUUCUCAAAUGGAAGUUAAAUCCGAAAUUGAUGAGGAUGAUAAUUCAUUACACGACAGUGCUAAAAGUUCCCAGACAGAAGAACAAUGUUCUGAUCCAUAUAAUAUCCAUAAUGAGGAAUCAUUGAAUGAUGGAUUGGACUAUAAACCUUUAGAGCAUAGUAAUGGUGUGAUUAGGAAAAGUAAGAAGAAAAAAAUGUCUAGUGGUCCUGGAAGGGGGCGUCCCAGGAAAGCACUUGUUACCAUGUACCACAGUCAAAUUAGCGGAGACAAGAAUACCAUCAAAAUCAGAAUCAAAAAAAGCAAUUUUUGUGCACAGAUGCCACCAAACAAGAAAAAAUCAGGAAGGCGAAAAAAACAUAAACCAGCCUCAGACACCGACACUUCGGACUAUGAGAAAAAACCUAAAAGAACUAGACCAAAUAAUAUUGAUAAUGAUGUUUCCAGUACUCAAGAAAGUGAACCAGCUGAACAGAGUUGUUGGGGAAAUCCGGAAAAAUUUCCAGAGGAAGUACUUGAGAAAAUAUUUGAUUUUGUUGUGAUUCAGGAUGGGUGUCUACCUUCAUUAGUGAGGUUGGCAAAAGUGUGUAGACUCUGGCGUGAUGUAUCUGUACGUCCACCAAUAUGGUCGAAGGCUGAUUUGAAUUAUGUUAAAGAGAAAUAUAGGACAGAUUUGAGAUUGCACUGGCUUAUCUUGAAUAGACUGGUUGACUGUCAAGAUAUUACCAUGGGUGAGUGGAAAAUUCGUGACAUUCAAGCAUUCAUUGAAGCCCUUUGUGAGCACUGUACCAAAUUGAAGAGUUUAAAUUUGAGUGGUUGGAAAGGAAUUACACCAGACCACCUCAAGUACCUUACUACAGAGUGCAAAACCUUAGAACGGUUGGAUCUAUCUUCGAUUAAUUCCACUACUCCUAUCAAUGCGCAACCUUUAGUGAACUUGAGCCAAACCAUGGCAGCUCGGUUGACGCACCUUGUGUUAGCUCACAAUAAAAUUGCUAAUUUUUCACAAAUCAUGGUAGCUAUAUCUACAAAUUGUCCAAAUUUACAAUUGCUGGACUUAUCCAAUAUCAGAACAUUUGCUCACAAUAUGUCACUCUUACAUAUUGAAAAACUACAAAUUGGGUGUCCUAAAUUGAGAGUACUACGUAUCACCAACAGCCAGAUUUGGCUGGCAGCAGCCAGUUUAACCGAGCAGGUUGCUUCUCCUGGUUUUCCAAAGCUGGAAGAAUUGUCCCUAGCUGGUCUUGAGGAUGAGCAAACUACAACAUCCAGAUUGGUAGAUGAUGACUGUAUAGAAAGGUUACUGAAGUGUAGUACAAAAUUGCGUUUACUAGAUGUGAGAGGAUGCAGUAAACUGACUGAUUCUGGGUUGGUUAGAGUUCCGGCUUGGGAUUUGGAACAUUUGUUUUUGAGCGCUUGUUAUAUAACUCGAUUACAAAAUUCCUGUUUGGAGUUGAUUAUGCAAAAAUGGGCUCACAGUUUAUUGGAAGUGGAUUUGGCUUGGAGUACCGCUACCACUCCUCUGGAUGCAGCUGUCUUUGCACUAGCUGAAAAAGGAUCAGAAUCUAAACUCAGAAUUCUCAACCUUUGCGGAUCAUCUGUCAGCCUUGAACCAGUCAAAGCAGUUCUGGCAAAAUGCCCUAACUUGCAUUCAAUAAAUUUGCAAUCGUGCAGGGCAUUGCCACGUGGUAUAAAACGGUUGUAUACUGACAAUCAGGUGGACGAACUGCGGAAGAGUUUACAAGAUAAGGCUAAGACUGAAGUGAGUGGAUCCGAAAAUGAGCAGUCUCCUGCUCAUAUGACUAUAUCUCCAGGAAAUGAGUAACUCUUGUUCAAUUUGAUUUUUCAAUUAUUGAUCUUGAGUUGAACUGGAUUAGGUUACAUUAGAUUUAUAUAUACAAAACUCAGGUGGGUUAUUUUGUUCAGUAAUUAAAUAAAAAUUUUGAAACUGUUGUUGAAAGUUGUUGUAUACUUUUCUAAUAUUUAUAAAAAGUAAUUAUCGACUCAGUGAAACAUUCAGGAAAUGUUUUGGAUUUGAUAUUAUUAUUGAGUGCCAUUCCUUUAUUUUGCAGUAAAGUAAUUAGUGUGUGUUUAUCUAAGUAUGUCAAAAGAUGACUGUUAUGAAUAAGUUAUGCCGAUACCUGAGAUACAGCAAAGAAAUGAUCAUGUC
This is a messenger RNA of Leptinotarsa decemlineata (Colorado potato beetle), 2709 nucleotides long. It is a transcript of the gene Fbl6, whose product is annotated as F-box and leucine-rich repeat protein 6. The record is from RefSeq and is a predicted model, not a curated record. Gene Ontology annotation, biological process: SCF-dependent proteasomal ubiquitin-dependent protein catabolic process. Gene Ontology annotation, cellular component: SCF ubiquitin ligase complex. Gene Ontology annotation, molecular function: protein binding. NCBI's taxonomy places the organism in Eukaryota, Metazoa, Arthropoda, Insecta, Coleoptera, Chrysomelidae.